AUAGAACGCGGCGGCGGCGCGCGCGGGGCGGCCCUGUGGUCCUGAUUGGUAAACAAGCGGCACGUGAUAAGGAAGUAGUGUCAAUGGCGGAGCGGAGUGAUGAUGCGGCAGGAAUCCAGCGAUGACGCGGAGGACGUGUCGCUCUUCGACGCUGAGGAUGAGGGGCCGCGGAGACCGAAGAAGAAGAAGAUCCGACAUCCAGUGGCCUGUUUCUUCCACCUCUUUUUCCGAAUCAGUGCAAUAAUUGUCUACCUUCUUUGCGAAUUCCUGAGCAGCAGCUUUAUCGCCUGCUUUGUGACAAUAAUAUUACUCCUAUCUUGUGACUUCUGGACCGUAAAAAACGUCACCGGUAGACUACUGGUGGGACUACGUUGGUGGAAUCAGAUCGAUGAUGAUGGAAAGAGCCACUGGGUCUUUGAGGCCAGGAAGCCUUCUGGAAAAGGGAGGAGAGCAUCUUCGGAAGCAGAAUCCAAAAUCUUUUGGUUAGGAUUAAUUAUCUGUCCGAUCAUGUGGGUUAUUUUUGUCUUCAGUACUUUCUUUUCCUUUAAACCAAAAUGGCUGGCUGUGGUCAUCAUGGGUGUUUCACUCCAAGGAUCUAAUCUGUACGGUUAUAUCAAAUGCAAGAUGGGAAGUGGAAAAAAUCUGACCAGCAUGGCCAGCUCAUACCUGGGCCGCCAGUUUUUCAAAACGGCAAUGAAGAAAGAAGACAGUGAAGAGCCCUAAAAGGGGGAAUGCCAUUUUGGAAAAUAAACUUGAGAUAUUUUCUGUACUGCGAACAGUUCUUGAUUCAACGCUGGCAAUUUUCAGUUGUUUUCCGUAACACCCGAAGAAUCAAUUAUAAUUGUUUUGUAACUUUCUUAUUAAUAUCUGAUUUAAGUAUUGGAAGCUGUCACUGUCUCUCUUAAUUGUGUGUGAUCGAGCUAAAAAUUUACCUUUAAUUUUAGAAUAAUUCCAAAUUAAUAAACUGACAUUUUUUUCUUGGGAUAGUGGCUUCUCACCAUCCAUUGGAAGGAGAGGCAGGAUCUAACUAGUGUUUAAAUAUUAAUUAAAUGGAAAGCAAUAAAUUCAUAUUUCAAUAGAAA
Molecule: messenger RNA, 1082 nt
Organism: Amblyraja radiata (thorny skate)
Lineage: Eukaryota; Metazoa; Chordata; Chondrichthyes; Rajiformes; Rajidae
Product: Golgi apparatus membrane protein TVP23 homolog B-like
Exons: 7
Coding region: 100-723 (207 amino acids)
Biological process (GO): protein secretion; vesicle-mediated transport
Cellular component (GO): Golgi membrane
Source: RefSeq, a predicted model, not a curated record